UCGGCCGGGCUCAGCACAACUGCUCUAGUUACAGGUAAGAAAAAAUAUUACGGUAUCAAACAUAUAGAAGAACCUAACUUCGAUCCAAAUCCAGAUAAGCUUUUUAUUAGAGGCAUAGAUAUUGUGAAACGGGGGAAGUCUAAGCUCUUUCGCAAAAUAGGUAAGGAGAUUAUGCGAGAAUCUAUGGAAAUCGAUAACAAUAGAACAUUAUACCAGAUUGUUGAAGAGGUCCUUAAAAACACAGUGAAAAAUUCAUCUGAGAUAGAUAUUAAUGAAUGUAUUCGAACUUAUACGUGGAAACCUGAUAAAGACAAUAAUAAAUGCUUUGAGCCGCCAUACGAUUCCGAAUCCUUGAAAAAUAUUACAGAUCCAGAUAAACUCUGGACGGCAAAGGAUACUUUGGCGCAGAAAUCAGCUGAGAAAUGGAUAAAAAAGUAUAUCAAAGAUUUACGUAACAAAAACAAGUUUCAUGAAGCAGAUCUCGAUGAGAUUAUUGAUUUAUAUUACUAG
Molecule: messenger RNA, 510 nt
Organism: Paraglomus occultum
Lineage: Eukaryota; Fungi; Glomeromycota; Glomeromycetes; Paraglomerales; Paraglomeraceae
Source: the annotation of a GenBank genome assembly